CUUUGAACAAAAUCCUCCAGAUCAGGGAAGACUUCGGGAAGCCUGUAAGAGCUUCUCCGAUGGGAUGCUUUCUUGCCUGUUUCGGCUUCUCGAAGAAGCGAGGGCGCCGGAAGCUGGCCAACAAACUCCUGUCCGAACACCAUUUGUUGUUCCCGUCUGUUGCAGAGCCAUGGAAGCUACCAGCCUCUGGACUCUGAUGUUUCCGUUUCCCCCACCAAAUUUGACAUCUCAGGGAACCCCAAUAGCUCCGAGUCUGAAUUCAGGUUUCUCCCCAUGAUUGUCUUGGAUUUCUCUGGUUCCGCCUUCUGUUAAUUUUAGUUGACAAAGAACUUCGAUUUCUAUGGUGACCCAACCAGUCGAUUGGGUCGGCCAACAGGUACAAGGUCAUAAUUUUGCCGCUCAUUGGCCGACUUAUUCGACACAAAUAUUUUUUUUGAUAAAACUUUAUCAAAAAUACUCAAAUUUAGCAUUUAGUAAGAUAAAAGAUUUGAUAUGUUAUCGUUAUGCCUCUAUCAAUUUCGAUUUUCCUUUGUUUCUGUGGGUUUCUGUGUAGUAGUAAGGGGAAGGGGAGGUCAAGCCUGAGGAUCAAGAAGAAAGUAAGCUUCAAUUUGAACGUAAAGGCCUACGAGCCACUGCCAAAUCCUGAUUUCAGCAGUCACUUGUCAGAUAGCGACGACGAAAGGUGUCUAGAGAAGAAAGAAGAUUCAGGGGCAUCAGAGACGAGCAAUUAUCCCCCGGGUCAUCGAUACCAGAAUUGCAGGGACAGCUUUGACGAAGAGGAUGGCAUAGAGCUCGAGGACAGCGACAACAAUGGUGAUGACAGCGAUGAAAACGAUGAGGAUUACGAUAGUGCUGACGAUGGAAGAAUGAGCCAAGAAGAAGAGUUAGCAAUGGAAUCAGAGAACAGGGUCGAAUCUGUUGAAUUGGAUCGAGAAAUGAAGAGAGUUGAAUUGAAUUUCAAGGCAGCCAGAGACAGGAACCAGUAUGUGGUUUCUGUGCUGAACCCAGUUGAAAAUCUCACUCAAUGGAGGGCAGUAAAAGCCAGAGCAGCAGCAGCACCACCACCAGUGAAGAAGGAGAACAUUCCAUCACCAACUUUGAAUUAUAAACCAAACCAUAACCAGCCAAGGCCUGUAAUGGCAGAGAUUACAGUUGAUGCCAGCCUGUCAAACUGGUUGAUUUCAACCAAGACAGAAUCCAUCAAUACGGUUCCAAUCAAACACAAGCAAGUAAACCAAUUGUGAUAAACAGAAUGAAGGAUUCUGGGGCUGCAGAGGCUUACCUGAAGCUCAAGUGAGUCCUUGACUUGUUGAAGUUAAACAAAGAGUGUGAUAAUAACUCCAGUUUCAUUCAUUAUAUUGUAUCCUUCCUUUUGAAAUUUGUUGAGUUUGCUGAUUGUUUUGUGAAUGCUGAUGUCUUAUGGUGGUUCUGUUGUUGCCCAUAAAGGGUGAAUUUGUUUUUUGUUUAAAAGUAUUUUUCAGGCACCACCAAUAGUUUACUUUUAGUAUUCUAGGUUUCUGUGGCUUGUUUUUUGUUUCUAUCAAAACGUCUUACAUUAUAUAAAAAAAAACAUGUUA
Messenger RNA from Diospyros lotus (date-plum), 1577 nucleotides. RefSeq lists its product as uncharacterized. Lineage: Eukaryota; Viridiplantae; Streptophyta; Magnoliopsida; Ericales; Ebenaceae. Bases 504 to 1244 code for a protein of 246 amino acids. Gene Ontology annotation, biological process: male meiosis II. The transcript is spliced from 2 exons. The record is from RefSeq and is a predicted model, not a curated record.